This is a messenger RNA of Paramacrobiotus metropolitanus, 2590 nucleotides long. Its product is annotated as ATP-dependent zinc metalloprotease YME1L-like. The transcript is spliced from 10 exons. The record is from RefSeq and is a predicted model, not a curated record. Gene Ontology annotation, biological process: protein quality control for misfolded or incompletely synthesized proteins; mitochondrion organization. Lineage: Eukaryota; Metazoa; Tardigrada; Eutardigrada; Parachela; Macrobiotidae. The coding region runs from base 268 to 2424 and encodes 718 amino acids. Gene Ontology annotation, molecular function: ATP hydrolysis activity; ATP binding; ATP-dependent peptidase activity. Gene Ontology annotation, cellular component: mitochondrial inner membrane.
GCAGAGUGAUGAAACUGCGAACACUAACAGUCAGCGCUUUACUGAGUUUUCUCAUUUUUGAUUUAUUUAUUACUUUAUACUGUAGUUUAAUUUGUUGCACACUGUUUUGCUUCAUAAUUUCGAUUUCUGAUUUUUGAACCGAUGAAGCCCCGGCAUCAUUGACUUAGACUGUGGCAGAAUCAAAUGUAAUCCUUCUCCUGUCGUCAGACUGUUCCCGGUGCGUCGACCAGCUGAUUCGAGGUCCGCCUCAAAUCCCUCCGCUCCACCAUGAUAUCCGAAGGCUUCAUUGGCGGCUCACAGCUGUUAGUCCUCCUGGGCAACUCCGGCCUAACCUGGUCCCUGCGCGCCCUCCACUGGCUGAACUGUCGCAGUCAGCGUCGCACCGUACUCCCGCGCUCCACCGACGAAGCACAGUCUCCCCGUGAUACAUAUGCCACCCUCCUGUCCAGCCUGGGGGACCUGUCGCCCCAGGAUCUCCUGCGUAGUCUGGAGAUCGCGGCCCCCGGCCUUCUGGAUGUCGUCCACCCCCGGGUGUUGACCCCGGUGGGGACGUAUCUGGGGAGUGGGCCGCUGCCCCUGGAUGUGGGGCUCCUGACGCGGCGGACCGCGCAGGGGCUCCUGGGGGCCACGCAAUCGACGCGGAGCUUCACCACGCGCAAGCGGAAUCCCAAGACGUUGGGCGGCGGGACGAAGACGGCGGAGGAGAGCCUCCAGGACAUUCUGGGGGAGCGGGGCGGGUUGUUGUCCAACUGGUUGAGGAAAGCCAAGCUUAUUGACAAAGCCCCCCUGAAAAUCGUCACCGAUGAGCACAUUAAGAAGUACAUGGCCACUGACUCCACGCUGAGCCAGGAAGACUUCAACAAAGUCCGCUUGGCGUUUCUGGAGGGCUACCUGGCCUCCAACGACCAGAAGGCCAAAUCCGGCAACCGCGCGCCGCUGCUGUUGCGCUUCUUCAGUCUGGCCAUGUCGGCGGCGCUGCUGGCCGUCGUGCUGGUGAUGAUCAGCAACACCAUGUCAUUCCGCGUCAUGAUGGGCCUCAGUCCCCACGAGGUCACGCCCGAGGAUGUCAGCGUCACCUUCAACGACGUCAAAGGGGUGGAUGAAGCGAAAGAGGAACUGAUGCAGAUUGUCGAGUAUUUGAAGAAUCCCGAACGCUUCGGGUCGCUGGGCGGGAAACUGCCCAAAGGUGUCCUGCUGGUCGGGCCUCCCGGGACCGGCAAAACGCUGUUGGCGCGCGCCGUGGCGGGCGAAGCCGGUGUGCCGUUUUUCCAGGUGGCCGGCUCGGAGUUCGAUGAGAUCCUGGUGGGACAGGGCGCUCGGCGCGUCCGGGAAUUAUUCGCGGCGGCUAAGGAGCGCGCUCCCUGUGUGAUCUUCAUCGACGAGAUCGACGCGGUGGGCUCGAAGCGGACCAACUCGGUGCUGCAUCCGCACGCCAACCAGACCAUCAACCAGCUGCUGGCGGAGAUGGACGGCUUCCACCAGACGCAGAGCGUCAUCGUGCUGGGCGCCACCAACCGGCAGGACGACCUGGACAAGGCCCUCACGCGGCCCGGCCGCUUCGACGUGGAGGUGCACGUGCCCAUGCCGGACCUCAAGGGCCGCUCCGAGAUCCUGCGCUACUACCUCGACAAGAUGGUGCUGGCCGCCGACGUCCAGAUGGAGGUGCUGGCCCGCGGCACCUCGGGAUUCACCGGUGCCGAUAUCGAGAACAUGGUCAACCAGGCGGCUUUAUCGGCGGCCAGCGACGGACUGUCCUCCGUGACGAUGGAGUAUCUGGAGCGCGCCCGCGACAAAGUGCUGAUGGGGCCGGCGAAGAAGACCAAAGUGCCGGACGAGGAGGCCAACCAGAUCACCGCCUACCACGAAGGCGGCCACACCCUCGUGGCCCACUUCACCAAGGACUCCAUGCCGCUGCACAAAGUGACCAUCGUGCCGCGCGGACCCUCCCUCGGACAUACGGCGUAUAUUCCGGAGAAGGAGAUGUACCAUCACAAGAAGUCGGAGAUGCUGGCCAUGCUGGACACGUUGUUGGCCGGGCGGGUGGCGGAGGAGCUGAUAUUCGGGCCGGACUACAUAACCUCCGGCGCGUCGGAUGAUCUGAAGAAGGCCUCGGAGCUGGCCAGUCGGAUGGUGAAGAUGUUCGGCAUGUCGGAGAAGGUGGGACUGCGGUACUACGGGGACGAUGACGAGCGCAGUGUCUUCUCCGCCGGCAAGGACCUGGCGCCCACCACCGCCGAAGCCAUCGAUGCGGAAAUCAAAAAGAUUCUCCAGGAUUCUUACGAGCGCGCCAGGAAUAUCCUGAAGCAGCACGCCAAGGAGCACCGGCUCCUGGCCGAAGCGUUACUGGAGUACGAGACCCUGGACGCCGACGAUAUUCGCACGGUUAUCAGCGGGAAAAUUUUGAAUAAAAAGAAAGUCCUUUGAACGAUGAGCACCGAUGCUGUUUUUUAAUUAUUCCUAUUAUUCUCUGUAUGGAUGUGUAGCGUGGUUGCCGUUACUGUAAAUCUGGUUGUUUUAGCUUCGUCGACUUUAAUCGUCACUGCGAACGCUGAAAGCUGCCGACAAACAGAAAAGUUAAAAAUGAAAACGC